This is a messenger RNA of Anastrepha obliqua, 4330 nucleotides long. Its product is annotated as zinc finger protein 208-like. Lineage: Eukaryota; Metazoa; Arthropoda; Insecta; Diptera; Tephritidae. Gene Ontology annotation, cellular component: nucleus. The transcript is spliced from 4 exons. Gene Ontology annotation, molecular function: RNA polymerase II transcription regulatory region sequence-specific DNA binding; DNA-binding transcription factor activity, RNA polymerase II-specific. Gene Ontology annotation, biological process: regulation of transcription by RNA polymerase II. The coding region runs from base 280 to 4227 and encodes 1315 amino acids. The record is from RefSeq and is a predicted model, not a curated record.
UUGAUUUUUACAGUUCAUCUAUGGACAAAAAUAAAAUUGUAAAUAGUUUGAACAAGCUAGUAUGCAUUUGAUUUCAAUGAUAAAAAUAUACAAUACCAUCACCUAAAGUGCAAACAGACGUGACUGAAUUUCAAUUAAUGCAUUUAAGCAUUGUGGAAUGGUCUAUAUAACUUUAUGCAAACACCAAUCUCGGAUCUUGACGUUGGCAUAUAAAUAAGUUUCUAAUUCUAAUAUUGUUAAAAAACUGUUGCAUUUCGUUUUGAUAUACAAGAUAUUGAAAUGGAGGAGUCGCCAGGCACAAUGACGCAGGAGACAACAGGACCGUCCACACCAAGUACUGAUGUCGACCCUACUGAGCUUGCAGUAAAUGUGAAACAAGAAGUCGAAUUAAUGGUAGACGAAUAUGAAACAAACUCAAACAUCGACGAUGAAGAUUAUGACGGUAGUGACUCUGAAAGUGGUUAUCAUUUUGACUAUGAACCUGAAGUUAAACGGCCUUGUCCAGUCUUGCCUGAUUUAGAUGCAAAGAAGAACGCGUACAUAAAGAGUGCAAGUUAUAUUUACAGCAAAUUUGUUAUGAGACAAUGCCCGAUGUGUGAUUAUGAGUUUAAUUCGGCACAUUGUUGGAAGAAGCAUUUAAAUUUUGUUCAUCAUCUAGAGAAACCGGAAGAUUUGCAGUUUAAGUACAAUGAAGUAGGCGCGAAGUGCAAAUUGUGCGACUUUCAAACGGCAACACCAGACUUCAACAAAUUACUAGAUCAUCAAAUUUCUCAUAUGCCAUUCAGUCAUUAUUUGAAAUGCAAAUUAUGCGAAUGGAGGACAAAAACACAUCCAAGUAUGAAUUUUCAUUUGCGCCAACAGCAUUCGGAUAUACUCGAUGUAACGUGUAAAAGUUUAGAGUUAACGAUUUGUCCAUAUUGCCAGCAAGAAUUCGCGUCCCAGUGGUAUGUGCGUAAACACAUUAUACAAGAACAUGCAAAAACUAUCGACGAUAGAACAUGCUUUAUUUGCUUAGAAUGUGGUGAAGAAUUUUUGACAAAUGCCAGUUUACGUGCGCAUGUGGCCGAAAAAUUCAAAGACAAGUCCGUGAUCGAACUAGGUUUUAAGGAAUUUCCUGCUAAUGGCGAUGAUGAAGCUAUGUUUAAAUGUAUUCAAUGUCCAACGGUUUUCCGAAAAAUUACAUCGAAUCGCACGAUAAUUAAUUUGCGAGAACAUUAUAUGUUGCAUUUAGGAGAAUCGACAGGUAAACAUGCUUACAAAUGCAGAUAUUGUGAAGAAAGCUUUCGACGUUUCGAUAAUAUGCGAGUACAUGUUUGCGACGAAUUACGUAAGGUAUUGGAAACAAUGGCGGGCUCCCAAAAUAUGAGUUUUGGCACAAAUAAAGCACCAUCGCUUAGUCGAAAACGUAAGAUGGCAAAAAAAAUGCAAUAUGAACCCGUUAUUGGCCUGAAAAGAGAUUAUAUGAAAUAUAUUCGGCAUGUUUGUUUAAAAUGUGGAGUCUCAUUUGGUAAGUUGUUUCAUUGCAAACGGCAUAUGUUCCAGAAGCAUGGGAUGAACAAACCGGAGGGUCUCGAUUUUAGAAAGGUCGGAAAUCAAAGUGCCUCGGAUGUAUACGAAUGUACAGUAUGCGAAGAGUUUACCUCCGAUUUUGACUUAAAUACGAUGUUAGUACACGCACGAAUACAUACAGUAUUUGAUCCUUUACAAUGCAAACAUUGUCACCAGUCUUUCGGCUAUGAAUCCGAAAUACCUGGACAUGAGUGUGUAGAUGUGGAAAGCGUAAACACGUUGACUGAAAAAAGAGGUCCAAGAGAGAUACCCAUACCUAACAUGGAAAGCUUUUGCCCAAAAUGUGGGCAAACCUAUUCAACGCCAUCUUGUCUAACUAGACAUAUGAAUAGAGUGCAUGGAAUGAAUGAACCAUACGGGCUCGGUUUCGAAAUCUGCGAACCGAUUGACAUCACUGAAAAAGUAUACCGUUGCAGUGAAUGUGAAAAUUUCACAGCUAUGGAGAAGAAUUUGAAAGCUAUGCUAGAGCACGCUCGGGAACAUUUUCCCUUUGACAGUUUCAGGUGCACUCUAUGCAAAGAGCGUUUCCGGUUAAAAGAUCAAGCGAGGAGACAUCAAUGUUCAAAUGACACCAGCAAAGAAGAUGAUAUGUACGAUGAAAAGAUAUUAAAGAAAACACGGCUGAAUAAAAUGGGACGAUUUUGCCCUAAAUGCGGCAAAACGUUUACCAAAACUUGCAUUUGUAAAACGCAUAUAACCCAGGUGCAUGGAUUCGAUAAACCGGCUGGUCUGGGGUUUGAAAAAAUUGAAUCGAUGGAUGGUAUUACUGAAGAAACAUAUCGUUGCAUUGAAUGUAUCACUUAUACAACAACACUGGAUUUAGGUGUUAUGUUGGAACAUGCCAGAGAGCAUUUUCCUUUUGAGAGUUUUUGGUGCAUGUUAUGCAAUGAGCGCUUUAGAUUAAAAGUACAUGCAAAAGAACACAAAUGCUUAAAUGCUACAAGUAAAGCGGAAUAUGAAAAGGAUGGGGAGAACGACAAGACGUCACGAGCGAGAUAUCCAAAGACUUUUGAGAAGUGUAUAAGGAAAUUUUGCCCUGAGUGCAAUACUGAAAUGCCAAGUGUGAAAACAUGGCGCUGGCAUUUGUGUAGAUAUCACGAAAUGGGAACUCUUUCAGGUUUACAUAUGAAGCAAACAAAAGGCAAUUUGGUAGAAUGUUUGAUUUGCCAAGUACAAAUGACAUAUGCAAGGAGACAAGAGCACAGAUUCGUGCAUCUGCCUUUCAAACCGUUUCAAUGCAAAUAUUGCAGCGAAUAUUUCAUCGAAAUUGAAAAGGCAAAAUUUCAUUGCAGCGAAUGCACGCAAAUACCAUUAAAUUUCGAGGAAAGUGAAGAGCCAAAAGUAAUCGUAAGAGAUUUAUAUAAGAGGCUUCCGCGACGCGUUGAAAUAAAAAUUGAUGAUAAAAAUGAACAAAUCAAGAAUUCGAUAGGCUUACAAACAAACGUGAUAGAUGAAAGCAAAGCGCAGACGAUGAAAUGCCAUAAACAAACAAGCAAUAAUAUGAGUUUGGAAAAAUUAAAUGAACAAGAAGAAUUGGACAGUGGAAACGAAAGCAGAGCUACAAACAAAGGCAUAUGCGUAGUACUCACGGAUGACAAUGAUUUCGCAAAGUUUGUUAGAAUAAGCUGCCCAUUAUGUCCUGAUACCGAAUUCGAAUCCAAUCUAUUCCUAUCACGUCAUUUUAACGAAGUACAUGAUAACUUCCGCGAACACUUUACAGUUCAUAAAACAAACUCGGCGAAUUGUAAAACGUGUAACAAAUAUUUCAAUAUUGUAUACAAAAAGACAAUGAUAAAGCAUUAUUUAAGUGAAAUCAACGCAACGUGUUUCUGGUGUCGACUAUGUGAAAAGAACAUGUUAUACUUUGAGACCAUGCGGACACACCUUUUGGAGGAUCACCAAGCCGUGAUAGCAGGGCAAACACAAGAGGCGAGUAGUUCAACAUCCACGGCGGCUGAUGUGACGGAUCCUUUGAAAGUAACAUCUGUAGACAUUUCAAAAGUAUCACGCACCACCAUGGCUAUACCCACAAGCAAGACAGCUGUUUUCAAUGAAUUUAAUGCUUACAUUUCAUACGCAUGUCCCGAAUGCAAUGUGCCAUUCGAUACAUCCGAGCAAUGGCAUUUGCACAUAAAUGGUGAGCAUGAUUUCUUUGAUCAGCAUCAGUUGAAUAUUGAAGCCACACCGGAUGGCUUUAAGCGUUGUAAACAGUGCAGUGUCAAUAUAAGUGGUGGCGUAUUGGCGGAACAGCGUCAUAAAUUGACGCAUAUGCAGUUUAAAUCGUUUAUAUGUACCCUCUGCCAACAUCGCUCAACCACGCUGGGUGUGCUCACUCAGCACUUUCGCAGACGUCACUUUGCCAAGGGUGCGUUUAAAUGCGGUUUGUGUCCACGCGUUCUAAGUACUUCAUGUGAACAAAUCGAACAUAUAAAGAGUGAGCACGAUCCACGUGAAUACCCACCAAGAUUAUGUCGCGUUUGUUUUAAUAUUUUUAGCUCAGCCAGAGCAUUGCUUAUGCAUAUGGAUUUGCAUAAUCCCAAUCGCGAAGUUUUCCAAUGUAAUUUCUGCGAUCGUUUGUAUAAAUAUAAAAGAGAAUUACGUUUACAUGUGCGGGCUAAACACCCCGGAAAAGAAGUUACAAUCAGUGAAAAUAAUUAAACUUAAAUUAUGAACGAAAACUUGAUAAUUUUUAAUUUGAAUAAGUUACAGUAAUAAGAAGAAAUGCAAUAUAAUUUAAAAAGAUUUAAUUAGACACAUAGUU